Messenger RNA from Dipodomys spectabilis (banner-tailed kangaroo rat), 2871 nucleotides. It is a transcript of the gene Nr5a1, whose product is annotated as nuclear receptor subfamily 5 group A member 1. The record is from RefSeq and is a predicted model, not a curated record. Gene Ontology annotation, molecular function: zinc ion binding; nuclear receptor activity; RNA polymerase II cis-regulatory region sequence-specific DNA binding. Gene Ontology annotation, biological process: hormone-mediated signaling pathway; regulation of transcription by RNA polymerase II; tissue development. Gene Ontology annotation, cellular component: RNA polymerase II transcription regulator complex. The coding region runs from base 122 to 1510 and encodes 462 amino acids. The transcript has 7 exons. Lineage: Eukaryota; Metazoa; Chordata; Mammalia; Rodentia; Heteromyidae.
GCCCAUCCCGUUUUCUCAGGAUCGGGGUUUGUUGUUGUUGGGUUUUUUAUUUGUUGUCGUUGUUCUCAGACAAACGAAUCGGGAUCGAAGCGCAUCGAAUCCCGGGGCGGACGCCGCGGGCAUGGACUAUUCGUACGACGAGGACCUGGACGAGCUGUGCCCGGUGUGUGGGGACAAGGUGUCGGGCUACCACUACGGGCUGCUCACGUGCGAGAGCUGCAAGGGCUUCUUCAAGCGCACGGUGCAGAACAACAAGCACUACACGUGCACCGAGAGCCAGAGCUGCAAGAUCGACAAGACGCAGCGCAAGCGCUGUCCCUUCUGCCGCUUCCAGAAGUGCCUGACGGUGGGGAUGCGCCUGGAAGCUGUGCGUGCUGACCGCAUGCGUGGUGGCCGGAACAAGUUUGGGCCCAUGUACAAACGAGAUCGGGCUCUGAAGCAGCAGAAGAAGGCACAGAUUCGUGCCAAUGGCUUCAAGUUGGAGACGGGUCCCCCCAUGGGCGUGCCACCGCCCCCUCCCCCCGCUCCGGACUACAUGCUGCCUCCCAACCUGCAUGCACCUGAGCCCAAGGGCCUGGCCUCUGGUCCAGCCAGCGGGCCACUGGGUGAUUUUGGAGCCCAGGCGCUGCCCAUGGCUGUACCAAGCACCCACGGGUCCUUGGCAGGCUACCUCUACCCUAACUUCUCUGGCCGCACUAUCAAGUCCGAGUACCCAGAGCCCUACGCCAGCCCCCAACAGCAGCCUGGACCGCCCUACGGCUAUUCUGAGUCCUUCUCUGGGGGGCCCACUGUGCCGGAGCUCAUCCUGCAGCUCCUGCAGCUGGAGCCCGAGGAAGACCAGGUGCGGGCACGCAUCCUGGGCUGCCUGCAGGAACCUGCCAAAAACCGUUCCGAUCAGCCCGCGGCCUUCGGCCUCCUGUGCAGGAUGGCGGACCAGACCUUCAUCUCCAUCGUGGACUGGGCCCGCAGAUGCAUGGUGUUCAAGGAGCUGGAGGUGGCUGACCAGAUGUCCCUGCUCCAGAACUGUUGGAGCGAGCUGCUGGUGUUUGACCAUAUCUACCGUCAGAUCCAGUAUGGCAAGGAGGGCAGCAUCUUGCUGGUCACCGGGCAGGAGGUGGAGCUGAGCACGGUGGCUGCCCAGGCCGGCUCCCUGCUGCACAACCUGGUCCUGCGGGCACAGGAGCUGGUCCUGCAGCUGCACGCACUGCAGCUGGACCGCCAGGAGUUUGUCUGCCUCAAGUUCCUCAUCCUCUUCAGCCUUGAUGUGAAGUUCCUAAGCAACCACAGCCUGGUGAAGGAUGCUCAGGAGAAGGCCAAUGCUGCCCUGCUCGAUUAUACCCUGUGCCACUACCCGCACUGCGCGGACAAAUUCCAGCAGCUGCUGCUGUGCCUGGUGGAGGUGCGGGCCCUGAGCGUGCAAGCCAAGGAGUACCUGUACCACAAGCACCUGGGCAACGAGAUGCCCCGCAACAACCUGCUCAUCGAGAUGCUUCAGGCCAGGCAGACUUGAGCUCGGCCCUGGGCAGCGGACAGGGGCACCCGCCAGCAUGCCGCACAGGCGCAUUUCAGUAGGUGACCCCAGAGCCCUGUCCCUAGGCCCCUGCCCCCUGCGCUCUGGAGCUAUGUUAGGGUGGUGGUGAGGAUGGGCAAGGCAGUACUCUCUAGCCCCUGGCACUUGCCUACCACUCACAGUGUCCCAAGGAGGUGGCGGCUGACCACCCCACCCCCUGGUCUGGGAGGAGAUUCUGGAUUCCUUGGUGGGACUUGGAUGUCCCUUGAGUCAGAGGUCAUCCCUUCCCCCCUCUCCUGGGAUCAGAAGCAGGAGGAAGGCGAGCGGGCAUCACAGGGAGAGAAGAGGGGUUCUGCAGUGCUUCCCCACAGAGGAGGGGGGAAGGUGUCUGUUGAGUAAAUUAAGGAUGGCUGAGUUUGCUAAAUUUGGUAGGGGGUUGUUGACCCUAGAGGAAACUGGGAGACCAGUUAGACAGAAGGACCUCUCCCCGCCCCUCCACCGUGUGACCUCUGCAUGGAGACCUCUGAUCUGUUUCCAGGAAAGGACAUUGCUACAACUCCUCCUCCCCCCACACCCCACAGGGAGGAAAAAUUUGGUACAGUCAACAUUCCAGCCCCCCUCCUUCUUGGCCAGCUGGGCUGGUACUAAGCCGCAAGGCUAUAGGUUUGUUUUUCAAUCUCCUAAACACUUCUGGAAAGGCGGAUGUACAUGAGGCGAGCUGGAGGGCUGAUGGAUGACUGAGCUGGGUACGGCCAUUGCACCAAAUACAGGCCCAGGCCUCCUCCCUCCAUCUCAUAUUCCAAGUGCUCCCUUCGGUGCCAGGCCAUUUCUUCUGAGUGCUUCCUGCUCCAGAAAAAAAAAAGAAAGAAAAAAAAAAGCUACUGCUUUUCCUCUGUCCUCUCCCCAGGUGAACUGCAGGGGGAGCUCUGGGUUCUCAUGGGUGGGUUAUGGGCUUGUGUUGACCAGCCCUUCCUCUCACGGUCCAGUCCCAUUGGGCCUCCGGCUGCCUCCCUAGAAGCUGGCCUCAGCUCCCUGGCUGCCGUCCUGUGUCUUGAAAGUUACUCUCUGGGGAGAAGCUUUGGCUGUUCUCUGCCCCGCUGGACACCUACUGUCGCUUUCCUGUCACCAUUGCAGCUUGCGCUAGGCCAGCCCAGCUAGAUGAGCUGGGUAUCCCUGCUCCCUGCUUUUUUUUUCCCUUCCCCUUUUUCUUUUCUUUUCUUUCUUUUUCUUUUUUUUGCUGCCCUGACUCAGUCCCCACUCCUGUUCCUGAAACUCAAGCCCCUGCCAAGGCCAGGGACCCACAGCCCCGAAACAUGAAGUGCCCUUAUGGAUCUCCCAGCCCCCCUGCUCCCUGGAAUAAA